Enterobius vermicularis (human pinworm) is the source of this 3597-nucleotide messenger RNA. The record is from the annotation of a GenBank genome assembly. NCBI's taxonomy places the organism in Eukaryota, Metazoa, Nematoda, Chromadorea, Rhabditida, Oxyuridae.
AUGCAGUUGUAUAAUUUAACUUUACAAGGUCCAUCAUCGAUAAAUGUAGCCAUUCACGGCUCGUUCUCUGGUCUUCCAAAACAACAGGAAGUCUGUGUGGCACGAGGCAGCUUAUUACAGUUGCUUUUUUGCGACCCAAUGACUGGUAAAGUGCAUGUGAUGUGCAGCCAUAAUGUAUUUGGUAUAAUUAGGUCUCUUCUGGCUUUCCGGUUAACUCGUGGGACUAAAGACUACAUUGUUGUGGGGUCGGAUGCUGGCCGUAUUGUUAUAUUAGAAUAUAACUCACAAAAAGUAUGCUUUGACCGGGUUCAUCAAGAGACUUUUGGCAAAACAGGUUGUAGAAGGAUCGUUCCUGGCCAGUAUCUUGCGGUUGAUCCCAAAGGGCGGGCGAUUUUAAUUGGUGCUGUUGAGAGGCAGAAAUUGGUUUACAUAAUGAAUAGAGAUGCCGCAGCCAACUUGACAAUUAGCUCCCCGUUAGAGGCACAUAAAAGCCACUGUAUAUGUUACAGUAUCGUCGGAGUCGAUGUUGGGUUUGAAAAUCCGACCUUUGCUUGUUUGGAAGUGGAUUACGAACGAGUUUUGUGUAGAAUGCCUUUAAUUUUCAUUAAGGAAGUCGAUCAUGACGCUACAGGACAACUCGCUUCUAAAGUUGCCCAAACGUUAACAUUUUAUGAGCUGGAUCUUGGUUUAAAUCAUGUAGUCAGGAAAUAUGCAGAACCUUUAGCUGACAAAGGGAAUAUAUUAAUUUCAGUGCCAGGAGGGCAGGACGGGCCAAGUGGUGUAAUUGUUUGUUGCGAAAAUUACCUUGUUUACAAGAACCUUGGUGACCAACCUGAUAUCAAAUGUCCAAUCCCAAGAAGAAGGAACGAUUUGGAUGAUGUCGAAAGGACGACAAUGAUUGUUUGUACUGCGACGCAUAAAACAAAGCUAAUGUACUUCUUUUUGGUUCAAACAGACCAAGGAGAUGUUUUUAAAGUUACAUUAGAAAGCGAACAUGAUAUUGUAACCGAAAUGAAGAUCAAGUAUUUUGACACAAUUCCAGUCGCCAACUCAAUGUGUAUUUUAAAAACUGGAUUCCUGUUUACUGCCAGCGAAUUCGGCAACCAUCAACUUUAUCAAAUUGCUCAUCUGGGUGAUGAAGACGAUGAGCAGGAGUGUUCAUCGAGGAUGCAAUUUGAAGAGGGAGAGACUUUUUAUUUUGGAGUGAGAUCUCUCAAAAAUCUCGUUGUGGUUGAUCAGAUCGACAGUCUGUGUCCGUUGAUUGAUUGCUAUGUUGAUGAUCUUGCUAAUGAAGAUGCUCCACAGUUGUAUACUUUGGUUGGCAGAGGUUCUCGUUCUGCCGUAAAAGUUUUACGGAAUGGCUUGGAGGUUACAGAAAUGGCUGUUUCGGAACUUCCUGGAAAUCCAAAUGCGGUCUGGACUGUCAAAAGGAAUAUUGAUGAUAAAUACGAUUCUCACAUAGUUGUGUCGUUCGUCAACGCAACGCUGGUUCUUUCAAUUGGAGAAACUGUUGAAGAAGUGACGGAUUCUGGAUUCCUGGGUACUACACCAACACUAGGCUGUGCACUUAUUGGCGACGAUGCUUUAUUGCAGGUGUACCCUGAUGGCAUUCGUCAUAUCCGUGCUGAUCGUAGAGUAAAUGAGUGGAAAGCUCCAGGAAAGCGAACAAUUAUUAAGUGUGCCCUGAAUCGUAGGCAGGUAGCCAUUGCUUUAGCCGGCGGCGAAAUAGUCUACUUUGAGCUUGAUGUGACUGGUCAAUUAAAUGAGUAUACUGAGAGGCGCGAACUGCCUGCUGACGUGUUAUGCAUGAGCCUGAGUGAGAUCCCCGAAGGCGAGCUUCGCUCGAGGUUUUUAACAGUUGGUCUUGCCGAUAAAACUGUAAGAAUAAUUUCUCUGGAUCCGCAGGACUGCCUGUCUCCUCUCAGUAUGCAGGCGCUACCUUCUGAACCGGAAUCAAUAAUAGUGCUAGAAGUGUUUGGUGCUGAAGCUCAUAGCACGUCAACUGUACACUUAAACAUAGGUUUGCAGAACGGCUGCCUGUUACGCACAACAGUAGAUCAGGUAACAGGGGAACUAACAGAUAAUCGGACACGUUAUUUAGGGACAAGAAGUGUGAAGCUGUUUAGAGUCCGGGUACAGAACAAAGAUGCAAUCAUGGCGGCGUCUUCUCGCGCCUGGCUUCUCUAUGAUUAUCAGAGCCGCUUUCAUCUUACUCCCUUAUCUUACACCACUUUGGAGUAUGCAGCAGGCUUUUCUUCUGAGCAGUGUACGGAAGGCAUAGUGGCAAUUGCUGAAAAUACGUUGAGAAUUUUGUCGCUUGAAAAAUUAGGCACAGUUUUCAACCAAGUAAGUUAUCCUUUGGAAUACACUCCACGACGUCUGAUUGUUCACAAGCCGUCAGGGAACCUUAUUUUAAUUGAAACCGAUCACGCUGCACUUACGCGUGAAACUCGUCAAAAACGUCGUCGUCAACUUGCUAAUGAUCUCUUAGAAGUGGCAAGAGAAACUGAGGGAGCGGAUGUUCAAGCUGUUAAGGAAAUGGCUGAACAAGUGCUCAAGGAAGAGGCAAAUGAGCGCGAAUUUGGUCUUCCUAAGAGCCAAAAAGGUAAAUGGGCAUCGGCGGUUAGAGUGAUGCGCAGCACAAGUGGUGAUACGUUAUCACAUUAUCCGUUGCCCGACGACGAGGCAGCAUUCUCGAUUGCUAUGGUGCAGUUCCAGAAUCAACCUGACGCUCAAUUUGUUCUUGUGGGUUGCGGGAUUGAACUGCAGCUGAAGCCGAGGAAAGUUGUAAAUGCUGUGCAUGAUUUUCGUGGUAUGGCUUUAGUCGGCGUUGGAAAGAAAAUCAGACUUUACGACCUCGGGAAGCGUAAACUCUUAGCUAAGUGCGAAAAUAGGCAAAUACCAACCAUGGUUGUGGAUAUCAGAUCUAUGGGUCAGAGAAUCGUGGUUAGUGAUGUUCAAGAAUCUGUGCACUUUUUGAGGUACAAAAAACAGGACAAUCAGUUAUCAAUCUUUUGUGAUGACACUUCACCGAGGUAUGUUACAAGUGUUUGUCUUCUUGACUACGAUACUGUUGCUGUUGGGGAUCGUUUUGGUAAUAUUGCUGUUCUUCGCUUACCUGGUAAUGUCACAGAAGAAAUACAGGAAGAUCCCACCGGGGUGCGGGCACUCUGGGACAGAGGGAAUCUGAAUGGAGCUUCUCAAAAAGUGGAACAUAUUGCACAGUUUCACGUAGGGGAAGUGAUAACAUCUAUGCAGAAAACAUCUCUGGUGCCUGGCGCCAAUGACUGUUUGAUCUACACUACUAUCUGCGGGAUUAUUGGAAUACUAGUUCCAUUUAUGUCAAGAGAUGAAUUUGAUUUCUUCCAAAACCUGGAAAUGCACAUGCGUGUAGAGUAUCCUCCCCUUUGCGGACGUGACCAUCUUGCUUACCGUUCAUUUUAUUUCCCGAUAAAGUGUAUUAUUGACGGCGACCUCUGCGAACAGUACGCUCUUAUGCCUACGGACAAACAAAAGUCUGUAGCGGAAGAACUUGGAAGAAAAACAACUGAGAUUCACAAAAAGUUGGAAGAUUUACGAACUCGUUACGCGUUCUAA